UGGCAAUGACUUGCUCUAUUCGUCGGCACUUGGUGGUCGCUGCUCAACUUUGCAUCCUUGGCUUUGCUUGCUUGUCCACAACAAAAGUUGACGAUGGCAGAUGUGGAAGAGACUCAGCCGCCCUCGCUGGACUAUGGCGAGGACGACCUUGCUGCCCUUGACAAGAAGGAGAGUACAUUCUCCCUCAGGAUGCAAACGUUGAUGGGGAAGAAGUUUGAGGAUGCCAUCAUCGCCAUUGGGGAAGUACCCACAGCCUUUGUCGACGCGCUCACCGCGAGUGACGCAGCAGACACUGCACCAGCACAGCAGGACCCAAGUCACAUCAAGAUCACCGGUCAUCCACCGCUCAGGGUAGAGCCCAUUCACUUCACAGCAACAUUUGAGAUUCGCGGCUCAGUGGCAGUGUGCAAGUGUGAGGGCAUGCUGCGAUCCGAUGAUGCUGCUAGCUUCACCCAGCUGGUGCGGUCGCAUGUGUCCGCCAAGCGCUACAUCUGCUUGGGGGAGGCGGCCCUGGCCUCUUACCAGGCCACAGAUCCGCCACAACACACGCCCAUGCUCAGGUAUCUGGCCACCAGCAGCGAAGCAUCACGUGCAGUGGCGUCGGCCCAGCGCCUCGAGCCCCCAAAUGCUCUCACGUCCAUCGCAGCAGCAAUGAUUUCCGGCUGCGAAUGGGACGGUGUUGAGGCGUAUGCGUUUGUGAGCUAUCGGGAGGGUGCCGGUGUCGCCUCGCAACUGCACGUCGAUGACGUCUCUGUCUUCCAGCCAGCCCUCUCCUCCAUCGGCACCUCGCUGACUCUGGAUGAUGAACGUGUUCGCGCCUUCUGCAAGAAGGUGAACCGACGACCCGUCGACACGCUUCUGUACACGUGAUGUGUUGUGUAUGAGUGCGUGUGUGUGCAUGUGUGUGUGAAGGUGUGAAGGUGUGUGUGUGCAGGUGCGUGUACGUGGUGGAUGAACAUUCCGCCAGCCCACGCCAAGCUCUCCUGGCUCCCCAACGUUGUGCCCGACAUCAUAAACUGUUGCUGUGG
Molecule: messenger RNA, 1028 nt
Organism: Salpingoeca rosetta
Lineage: Eukaryota; Choanoflagellata; Craspedida; Salpingoecidae
Exons: 7
Coding region: 94-870 (258 amino acids)
Biological process (GO): proteasome core complex assembly
Cellular component (GO): endoplasmic reticulum
Molecular function (GO): proteasome binding
Source: RefSeq, a predicted model, not a curated record